Molecule: messenger RNA, 2143 nt
Organism: Clupea harengus (Atlantic herring)
Lineage: Eukaryota; Metazoa; Chordata; Actinopteri; Clupeiformes; Clupeidae
Gene: ddx51
Product: DEAD-box helicase 51
Molecular function (GO): nucleic acid binding; ATP binding
Source: RefSeq, a predicted model, not a curated record
CUUGUGCUUACCCUCAACACAUGGCUAGUAGUCCACCAUAGAGAUACCAUUUACUGUCGGACUGUAGUUCUUAUUUUCUUACUUUAAUAAUAUAAACAAGGGAAAGUACAAGGAGAAUGUCGCUGUUUUUAAUGAAUCGGUAUCUUGGGGAUGAUGAUGAUGACGAGGAUGCCAAGGAAUCACGAUCCAAAGCCCUGCUAGAAAAGUUACAAAAACAGGCUAAAGAGAGGGAACAGCAGGCUCUAUCCAACAGAACAGUCGUUAAGUCAGACACAAAUAAAACAGAGGAAGACGAGAAAGAGGUGAAAAGGAAAAGGAAAGAACCAGAGGAUACCGAGGAACUGUCAAAAGUGAAGAAGUCGAAAAAGAAGUCAAGCCCACUGAAAACUGAAACAGCAGAAGACCAAACAGCAGCCAAAGAGAUAUCAAGUGAAGUUGAGAGCAGCACUGAAGCAAAACAGCAGAGCAGUAAAGACAAAAAUGAAUCUGAGAUCCACGCUGAUAUCUCAGCUGAGCCCAAAAGUUCAUCACAGCCAGGUUUCCCGAUUCUUGGUGGAUUUGAAAAGAAAACUGUACAAAAGGUCCACCGAGUCUUGCCACAGUGGCUUGCUCAACCAGAUGUGAUCCAAAAGGAUAUUAAGAGUAACCUGGUCCCUGUCAGUUUGGUUCCUGGAAUUUGCCCCAAACUUAUGAAGAGACUAGAAAAGAAUGGGAUUCAUAACUUAUUUCCUGUUCAGGCCGAGGUGAUUCCUGCUGUUUUGGAGGGCGUUUGCCAUGGGUUGCUGAUGGGGAGAGGAGGCUACAGACCCAGAGACAUCUGUGUGUCAGCACCUACAGGCAGUGGCAAGACACUUGCUUUCGCCAUUCCCAUCGUCCAGGCGUUGUCAGAGAGAGUCUUAUGUCAGGUCCGGGCCUUGAUUGUGCUGCCAACAAAGGAACUUGCACAGCAGGUGUACAAAGUCUUCUGUACAUAUGCUGAAGGCACCAAUUUGAAAGUGGUGAUGAUUGCUGGUCAGAAAUCUUUUGCUGCAGAGCAGGCGUCUCUUUCAGAAAACAAAGGAGCGCUAUCCUGCAGUUUGGCCGACAUUGUUGUAGCGACCCCAGGCAGGCUGGUGGAUCAUAUCAAUAAGAACGACGGCUUCAGUUUGCAGCACCUACGAUUCCUUGUUAUAGAUGAGGCAGACCGGAUGAUUGACAGCAUGCACCAGUCAUGGCUCAAACUGGUAACUCAAGCAGUGUAUAAGAAAGGCGGUGAUUUGUCCAUCUUCGGGAGGAGAGAACCCGGACCCAUAACAGCAGCCAGCUUGUCCCCAUCCCAGAUGCCUCUGCAGAAGCUGCUGUUUUCCGCCACUCUCACCCAGAACCCUGAGAAGCUCCAGCAGCUGGGCCUGCACCAGCCCCGGCUCUUCAGCUCCAUCCACAGUGACGCCUCCACGCAAGAGGCCUCUCAGCCUUUUGAGAAGUUCAAUUUCCCGGAGGGCCUCACGGAAUACUACAUCCCAUGUACUUUGAGCAAGAAGCCCCUCAUCCUCCUUCAUCUCCUGCUUCGUCUCAAGUUCAGCACUGUGCUGUGCUUCACCAACUCCAGAGAGGCUGCACACAGGCUGUUCAUGCUGGUGAAGCUUUUUGGUGGGGUUCAGGUCGCAGAGUUCUCCUCACGCCUCAGUCCUUCGGAGAGGAAGAAGACCCUGAGGGAUUUUGAGCAGGAGAAGAUCCAGUUGGUAAUUAGCACUGACGCAGCUGCCCGAGGGAUUGAUAUUCAGGGAGUGAAAUGUGUUGUGAACUACGAUGCACCUCAGUUCAUUAGGACUUACAUUCAUAGGGUUGGCAGAACUGCAAGAGCAGGGAAAUCUGGAAUUUCUUUCACAUUCUUGCUUGGGGUUCAGGAGAAAAACUUCCUUCAGAUGGUGACAGAUGCAGGCAGCCCAAGUGUACAGAAACAGAUCAUCCAACCAGAAAGCUUGAAGAGCAUGGAGGCCUGCUAUGAACAGACCCUUGUGGAACUGGGAAAUGCCAUCAAAGAUGAAAAAGCCAAGAAGCGAAGGACACUAUAAGGCAGCUAUAUUGUUUGAUGGUUAUUUGUAAAAGUGUCCUUUAUUGUUUCCAUGUGAGUAAUUUGCUUAUUAAAAAAUUAUUGAUCAAA